Exophiala aquamarina CBS 119918 is the source of this 1707-nucleotide messenger RNA. RefSeq lists its product as uncharacterized. The record is from RefSeq and is a predicted model, not a curated record. NCBI's taxonomy places the organism in Eukaryota, Fungi, Ascomycota, Eurotiomycetes, Chaetothyriales, Herpotrichiellaceae. The transcript has a single exon. The coding region runs from base 1 to 1707 and encodes 568 amino acids.
AUGGCGCCCAGUCGUCCACAGUCGCGCCUUGAGCCUCCUCCUCUAAGCGCAACUCUCGGUCCUAUGCCUGGCACCCGCGAACGCCCCAUCGCUGGACCUCGAAAGCGCCUCAUUGUCACCUGUGACGGUACUUGGCUCGAUGCUGACAACGGAUUGGUUAACGGCCAGAAACAACCGCCUUCAAAUGUCUCACGCAUUGGCUGGGCUAUUAAAGAUACCUCUCGGGACGGCAUUCCCCAGAUUGUCAAUUACCAGGCUGGUGUCGGCACCAUGGGUGGCCGUGCAUCUCGCGUUGUUGGCGGUGCUACUGGCUUCGGCCUCAAGGAGAACAUGCGCGAAGCUUACACUUAUCUUGCAAUCAACUGGAAACCUGGUGAUGAGAUGUUUCUCAUAGGAUUCAGCCGAGGCGCCUUCACAGCAAGAAGUAUUGGUGGGAUGAUAGGAGCAUUGGGAUUACUGACGAGAGCCGGUCUCCCGAGCUUCAAUGAGAUAUUCGAAGAUUGGGAACAUCGCUUUGACGACCGCUAUGUAAGCAGAUACCCCGACAACCCAUUUCCAGACAAAGGACCUUUCGAUCAGCGUUACGUGGAUGAACUCGCAAGGAGAGGUCUGACGACAAUAAAUGUGCCCAUCAAAGCCAUCUGCUGUUGGGACACGGUCGGUAGUCUGGGAAUUCCAAGGUUGGGAUUUUUCGACUCCCUCCUUGGGGCUCGAGGGACCCAUGAAUACGAAUUUUAUGACACCCGUCUGCACCCCUGUGUUGAAAAUGCCUUCCAGGCCCUCGCCCUGGAUGAACGGAGGGCACCUUUCUCGCCUGCACUGUGGGAGAAGCGUGAUAAUGAUCGCACCAAUUUGGUCCAAUGUUGGUUCCCUGGGGUGCACAGCAAUGUUGGAGGCGGGUACGAUGACCAGGACCUCGCAAACAUUACUCUCGCAUGGAUGAUGAGCAAGCUAGAGCCACAUCUGGAUUUCCGCCCAAAUUUCGUGGACGGACUUUGGGAGGACAAUCGACACUAUUACAAGCUGACUGGCCAGAAAACACGGUCAUGGGCUUUCGGCGAGCUCUAUAACUCGUUAAAGGGCUUCUAUGGCCUGACGGGCAGUAAGAUAAGAACUCCAGGGAAUUACUACCGCACGGAUCCGCGAACCGGUCGGCCAAUGUCUAAGAGGCUGAAACACACGAAUGAGUAUAUUCAUGCCAGCGUGCGGGCUAGACUAGGUAUGCAGGGGCCGGGGCCACAGGAUCGAGGCACAUACGACCCACCAGCAUUGAAGGAGUGGACUUUCCAAACGGAGAUGGUUCCACCGAGUCAAGGCGGUAAUGCCGACCACGUGGCGGUGGUCUGGACUGAUCACAAUGCGAGGAAAAGCGGUGGGCAGGACAGAAUGCCUGAGGCAACAUUGUCUGAUUUAGAGUUGACGCUCUUAAAACGAAGUCCCCGAGUCUAUGACUACGUGAUGGAUCUGCGACCAUCGGUGAGGGAGAAGAGAAGAAGUCACCGGGUUGAACAAUUCGACGGUGCUCCUCCUGUUAGACCACCAUCUCAGGCCCCACCUCCGUUUGGUGCGAGACGAAGUGGAAGGCUCAAUCCAGAUGGACUCCCUGAGUCGGAUGAGGAUAGGGAGAGGCGUAGAAGACGAAGCCAUCGAGAAAGUCGAGAUCCGGAAAAAGCACGACGGCGGAGGAGUCGACGUCAGGAUGAUUAA